AGCAACAGAGCUAAAAAUCUCUAUGCAUCUCUUGCUUACUCUUUUUACUUUUUUCUUUUAACCUGCCUUGUGUGAUGCGUGUGAAGUUUUGCAAACCAUCCCACAGAGGCUGGCUGCGGUGACUGAGUGCGUGCGGUAAACUCAUCAUUGGCGCAAGAUCAAGAGCAGUGGCUCCACUAACUGUACCUGGGGUGGUUUUCACAACCUCAUUUUGGUCAGUCCCUGGGUAUUUUUAGAAUGAGGCUGCUCGGGCAAAUGAGGAAGUCUGGCAGAAGUUUCUUCCGGGCUUCUCCUACGUGCUGCUCUCCAUGUGGUUGUGUGGACAUGAGAGCACACUCUGAAGAUGAACCCAAAUAACGCUGAGUUGGAGAGGGCCAGCAACAGCUCUGCUGAGAGCCUGAGCCCACCUUUCAGGAGCGUCCACGUCAGCUUCACAGCUGGCUCCUCCGACAGCCUCAACUCUGACACUCAGGCCGGCAGUGAUGGCAGGCAUUCGUCUGAGCCAAACCACUCACCCCCUCCAGCUGAAAGCCUGGCAUUUCCCCCUGUCCCCUUCCCUCCUGCCUCCGGUGAUGACAGUCUCUCUUCUGUCUCAAGCCGCCCGCCUCCUCUGCCUCAGAAGAAGACAGUGAGCAGGACGGUGUCCUCUCCAGAUGGCUUUUUUGUGGGACAGGGGUCUUCAGGCAGAGCAGCUGGCACUGCUUGCCCCAGGCUGAACGUCAGCCAUUCUGAGAGCAACGUCUGCCUCCAUGAGGACUCUCCUUUCCUCCACCUGGCCAGCCUCAGAGGUCACCCCAGCAUCUUCUCCUCCUCAGAGUCCCUGGAGAAAGGCUCCAAAGGAAAUGGCUACUGGGGCUCAACCACCAGCAAGAACACAGGGACCUGCGUCCCCAGUAGAAACCUCCAGUCCCGUUCUUCCUCGCAGCUCAGCAUGUCCAGCCAGGUAUCAUCAGGCUCCAGCCUCCAGCUCCACAACCUCCUGAGCAAUAUUGACAGCAAGGAGGGGGUGUACGCCAAGCUGGGGGCCCUCUAUGCUGAGUCUUUGCGCCGCCUGGUUGCGAAGUGUGAGGAUUGCUUCAUGCGAGAGCAGAAGAAUGAGCUGCACUUCAAUGAGAACAACUGGUCACUCUUCAAGCUGGCGUGCAACAAGCCCUGCUGUGACUCAGGGGAUGCAAUCUACUACUGUGCCACCUGCUCCAAGGACCCUUCCACCACCUAUGCUGUGAAGGUAAGGCUGUGACAAAGGUAAGCCUGGGCAAAGAGCUUCAGGGUCUGCAUCCCACAGAAUCGUAGAAUGGCUUGGGUUGGAAGGGACCUCAAGGAUCAUCAAACACUACCCCCCACGCUGUAUGCAGCACUGCCAACCUCCACAUUUAAUACUAGACCAGGGCCCCAUCCAACCUGGCCAAUAGCAGAGCUGGGACUGAAUUUCUGGGUUCCUUUCCAUUGGACACCAAAUGAAAGAGCAGAAUUAGCAAUACAGCUUUAAGAAGCACCACCAGUAUUUGCUGGCCUGUUUUCCUCGGGUUCAUCAUUCUCACAACUGAAGUUUGGCAAGUGAAAAUCCCUCCCAAGAUUGCUAGUCUUCCUUCACACCUUGAAAGGGUUGAUUUGGAGAUGUAGGUUUUUGUUGUAACAAAUGUCAGCUGGGUGCCUACUUCUGCAGACGUUGGGGUUUACAACACAACCCAUUUCUCUCUAAAAAAAACUUUGUGCAAAUACUAUGUUGUGUGUUCUGACAACAGAAGCUGCUUAAAAGCUAUCAAAUACAUCCAUUUUCCCUCUGCCUGCCUUUUAAGUGGGAGGUUUGAUCCAGAAACUGUGUGAGUGCUUGCGUGAUCUUGAAACUACAGGCUUUAAGAUUUUUCAGGUCUCAAUUAAACAAAACAAGGCUGACCUAGACAUGGUGUGUAAGGUCAGACCUGCCUGAAAUAUGUGUAUUCCUUUCACUGUGUAGAAUCUACAUUUGAAAUGGAAACUUGAGGUGCCAUGGUCAAGCUCUCUGAAACCUAGAUCAAUAAAUUUCAUGCACAUUUCAUGGCUUCAGUGUUCUUGAUCCAAGUUAUUGCUUGAAUACUGAGCCUUUAAUUUCUAUUUGGACUUCAGCCUAAGGGAAGUUCAUUGCUGCUUCCUCUUUAUAUUGCUUUUAAAAACCUAAAAUAAUUCCCCAAAAAAGCAAUGCUAGAGAUGCAUUAAGCAAGAAGAAAAAAUUCUUCUGAACUGUUUUCACUAGUACAGCCCCCAAGGGGGUGUUUUAGCUAAGUGAUAGCUUUAAAGCCAGUUGAUUUUUUUCAAAGAAAGUAGGGUCAACCCAACAGGAGGACUCUGAAUAACCAGAGUAGAGUUGGAUGGGGGCUUGCUGCCAGUCCAACACUCAGAGCAGCAGCUUCUCUUGCACAUUAUUCCUAAUCCAUGGAAAAUUUCCUCCAGAAACCUGAGAGCUGCAUGGUGAAGUGGCAUGUUCCUUUUCAAUGUGUGAUUCCCUGUGGUACACGCAGACCCUCCAUCUUGCCUGCUAUGCCUGGGGGGUUCAGAAGCUAAGCUCUACUGCUGUAGUGGAUGAAUUACUGCCAAGACAGAAAUGCCACAUUUUAGUCUCUUAAUGGGUCUGUGCUUGUCUCCCUGUGCUCUUGCUAUGCUGCAGAGCACUGUAAUAAAGCCAAAACCGGUCCAACAGGGCAGUGCUCUGAGCCAGCAUUAAGUGAAGUUACAUAUGUGCUUAUGCGUGUGCACUCGCACAUCUGCAGUGUUCCAAUGGGCCAUCUUCUUUUUGGUAGGUGAAAUAGAGAAUACUUGCAAAGCUUUACCAUUGGCUGAUUUCUAGCUGCUCCUCCUGGCUUGUGGUAAAGAUUUUUGGACAUGUAAGAAAUCACAGACCUGUAGUUAAAAUUAGAUUUGGAUAACUUGUGACGGGUAGAGGACCUGACUUGUGCAGCCAGAGCCAGAGUUUGGGCUGUGCAAAGGCAGACAUGAAUACAUCUAAAUUAGCUGGAAGGACCCAAGGUUACAUGAAAUGUCUUUAGAGGAAUUAAGUAAAGAUACACUCUACUCCUUGGCUUCUUUCUCUGCUUAAAGAUGAAUGACUAAUCCAGCCUCAAGCUCUUGCUUGGUCUUGCUGCAUGGAGGAUGCCUCUGGUGCAAGUGAAAGUCAUGAAGAACAGCUGACUGGGGAGGAUCUCCCUGACCCUAUCUGGUUUCAUUUAUUCUCCUGAGGACUCCUCUUUCCCUUGUCCUAAGCCUUAUGAGCCUUAACCAUGUGAGGAGGAACAAGCAAAUUUGAGCAGCAAGGAAAUGGAAGGUUUCCUCUGCCAUUGGAAACGUUUGGGCUUGCUGUGAGCCAAUCUGCAGUCUGUCCAACUCUCCAGAGAUUAUCUUUCCACAAAAUAAGCAUGCAGCAGAGUAUUUUUGUUUAGAAGAGAAAGGACAAUAGGAGCUUGAAAUGCUCUAUCUCCACCCUAUCAUCUCAUCUGAGUGAAUUACCUGCAAGAGCCUAGAUUCGAACCACUGCUAGUGGAAUACAAAAGCAGCCUGCUUCCCUAGCUCCUCUCUAUUCUUGAAUUUAUUUUAACUCAGAGGCAAAAUUGAUUUCUCAUCCAAUUUUGCACGCAUGCCGUAACUGGCAGUGGCACGCUCCAGGGUUUGAAACCUUUUAUGCUGUGUUUCAGCCUGUUGUUGAUUCCUGUGGGUAAGAUAUAAAUAUAUCCCUAAAUAAAAGGGGGAAAAAAAAAAAAGUAUAAUAGAAAUGCCAGAAGGCCCCAUAAGUUAAUGGAUACUCCCAUAAUAAAACUGGUUUGGAGUUUGCUUAGUCCUUAAUGCUCAAAUAUAAAAUGAAAUGAAAACAAAGUCACGUUAGUUUAAGAAAAUCUAGACUAGAAAAUGUUU
Meleagris gallopavo (turkey) is the source of this 3882-nucleotide messenger RNA. Lineage: Eukaryota; Metazoa; Chordata; Aves; Galliformes; Phasianidae. The record is from RefSeq and is a predicted model, not a curated record.